GGUGGCGCUGUGGCGGUUGAGCUAGGCACUACAGAAGAAGAGCAGCAUUUUGUCCUGGAAGAAAACAUGACACAGACAGCUGCUGCAGGUCACCAUGGAAACGUAACGGUGGAUAACGUAGAAGGAUGACUGAAGACUCGCAGGUGUCAAUCAGCAGUGACAGAAAGAGGCUGUACAGUCCGUGAUGGAGUUCCCACAGCAUUCCCAGCAGCUGCUGUCAGCUCUGCGUUCCCAGCGCCAGCGGGGCUUCCUGUGUGACUGCACCGUCCUGGUGGGCUCAUCCCGUUUCUUGGCUCACCGGGCUGUUUUGGCCUCCUGCUCGCCUUUCUUCCAUAUGUUCUACUCAGAUUCUCCAGGCAGCAAUGGUGCAAAUGGCACCAGCAGCUCUGUCACACUCGACAGCGACAUUGUCACGGCUGCUGCGUUCAGCUUGCUCUUGGACUUUGUGUAUGAGGGCGUGCUGCAGCUGGAGGAGUCACCACCAGUGGAGGACAUAUUGGCAGCGGCAAGCUUCCUGCACAUGAACGAGGUGGUGAGAGUGUGCAAGAGGCGACUUCAGAGACGAGGGCCUGUGGCCGAGGCAGACAGCACUCGCUCUGAAGAGGGCACUGGUGCAAGGAAGGCAGUAGAGAUUGGGAGGGGAAGUGGGGGGGAUGGUGGAGCUGAGCCUGUGAUGGCAGCAGAUCACUUGAAUCCCGUCGCCAUGGCAGCGCCUCUCUCAUCAGUAACCGUGAUGACAGAGAGGAGUCUGUUGGAGUCUGUGAAGUCUGAGCGCAGAAAUGGCGGCGGUUCAUCAGAGACACGAGUUCAGACCCCUCUGAGCCCUGACCUCGCUGAUACCACCCAGCCAGGCAUGGACGGCCCUCCUCUGCCCCCAGGUGGAGAGUUGUUGCAGGGCCACACCGCACACCAGUCUGCCCCGGCCUCUGGAGGUCACGCCAGGUUGGGGACUGGCAGUCAGGGUGAAGGGUCAGCACUCUGCAGCCCCUGUAGCACCACUGAGACGUACAGUCACAGCAGUAACCAGCUGCCCUCCUCUUCCUCCCUGGUCCCAGUGAGCCAGGCUGGUAGUCGGUCAGCGGUCGCCCUUCUCCAAUCUGAAUCCAGCCUUUGCCCCAGCCCCCAUCAGGACACAUCCCGACUUCCCAGUAACAAUGACUCUGUUGGAAAACCCUCAGAGACUGACCGCAGAGGUACAUCAAGUGAAGAACAACAGAUGGUUAUGUUGAUCCACGCAUCAGCGCUAUCCUCACACUUGCAAACCAACCCGACACAAUUGCCACCGCAGCGCUCACACCCCCAGAUCCAAAUCCAGAACGCUGUAUCACUCCAACGCCGAAGCCCAAACCUUCACUCUGCUUCCCAGACACUCACAAGGCCUGGAAGGGAGACGGGAGUUUCACCCACACUUAGGGAUGGAAGAUCUCACCCUCUUAUGGGCAGAGUGAGGACGGAGGAGUAUGAGGGAGAGAAUGUGAAAGUCAAAGUGGAGGCCAUUGUUAUAUCUGAUGAAGAGCUAGAGGAGGAAAAAGAUGGAGGCAGAGAGAGCGACCCGGUGAUGGAAGUGGACAAUGACUUUGACGAUGACAUGCAGGAAGAGGAGCUGAGCAGCCCUCAGCAUCUCUCCUCCCGCACCCAGGCCCUCUUACAAAUGUCCGCCCAUUCCAAUGACUACUCCUUCCCUCUCUCGCCUUCCUCCUCCUCCUCCGGUGCCGGCCCUUCCUCCCAGGACACUUCCUCCUUCUCUGCCUCCCUCAUUCCUCCAUCCACAGCCCAGCAGCAUUCGGACGCUCCUGCCUACUUUCAGGAAUUCCAGGACACCAUGGGGAACUUUGUAGAGGAUGUCCCGACGUGCGGCGUCUGUGGAAAGACUUUCUCAUGCACAUACACGCUAAGACGGCAUGCCAUCGUGCACACAAGAGAGCGCCCCUACGAGUGCCGCUACUGCUACCGGAGCUACACACAGUCAGGCGACCUGUAUCGACACAUUCGUAAAGCUCACGACCACACCCUGCCGGCCAAACGCAGCAAGGCAGAUGUGGAGCACACCCUGCCACUACAACCACCACCACCACCACCUCUUAGCUAACAAACAAACAGACACACUAUUGAAUUUCUAUACUUAAACACACACACCAAAACUUUAACCUAAUAUCACAAUAACUCUAAUUCUAACUUCCAAUCCAAAAUCAAGGUCCUUUUUUAAGAAGCAGGAACCAACAAAACGUCAUCACUUUGAAAAAUUACCAGGGUAUCAGAAAGUCUUUAAAGUAUGAAUUCAGUUUCAGAAAUAUCAGGCUUUAAUUUAUGCCUAAUUUCAACAUUGACGUUUUAUCAAUUUAUCAACGUUUUUAUUUAAUUUAAUUAUAUUCAGUCUCUAUCCAAAGUCCCUCCAAUGCUUAUCUCAAUACUUACAUACAGUACUUACUUCAUACUUACAUACAACACUUACCUGAUGGGAUAAGGUAUCAAUCAGCUUUAAAAAAUAAAGCAUAAAAUGCAAUGAAAUGACUGAGAUUACUGAAUGGGAGCUCAUCUCAUUAAGUGGCUUGUCUAUUGCCUUCUAUUUAAAAAUAUACAUCUGCUUGUCAGCUCACACCAUCCUGCUCUAUUUGUCCAAAUAUUGUAUUAAUAUUUUUAUAUUUGCAAACACAACACAGACACCUUGGCAUCUUAUUCUAUCAAGGACAUUUGAGCUCCAUAAGUACAGAAAUACAAGAACUCACACACACAGAAUGAACACCAGCGGUGUGGCAUCGGUAUCAGCCCUCAUUUAUCAGACUUUGUUAAUGUUUGACUGUUUCCUCUGGUUUGUCUACAUAGAAACCCUCAAACUGGUCUAAUAUUUGUGCUAUUGUGCUACUCUUUGUAAAUUUAAAGAGGCAUUUUUUAAAAAUAUCUUUAUUAUUCGUACAUUUAUACAUUUAAAAACUCACAUAUUUCAUGACUGUGAGAAGUGAUCAUCCAGGAGAAGCUGUAUGAAAAUGUCUGAGUUGUAUGAGACUCUACAAACAGUUUUCUGUAUUUACUUUUAACACAAAGGGAAAAUUUUAUCAGUUACACCAAUUUUAUUGUUUGACUGUCUUUUCAGUGUGUGCCAGCAAAGUUUGACUGAUUCCAACUGACGUAGCAUUGUACUGUUUAAUGUUUUAUUUAAAGGAAGAAAACACCUGCAUAAAAUUACAGGUGGUGAAUUAGGUCAUUUUCCCACACUUUGUUGAACUAGUGCCAUUUUCUAGGGUUCUACCCUUUUUACCAUCAGUUUUAUAUCAGUCUUAUAAGGCCAUUUCAUCAAGAUUAAACAUAUAUCUUUGAUGAAGUAGCAAAUUAAUUGUGCCAAACAGCCUUCACUUUGCCUCAACUCCUUCAACAGGGCAGUAAAAUUUGAUUAGGAAGAUUUCUUACUGACACAAAAAUAUAAAAGUGGCAGCAAUAGUAUGAAUCUAAAUCCUAAAAAAAAGGUGCUUCCUCUUUUAUCUUACACAACCUCUUACAAAAGUGGUUGCUAUCCCACAAUCCUUUGCUUCGGCAAUGACAGUCUUUACAUUUCCAGUGGCUGUCAAGGAUUAUAUACAGUCGCCUUACUUCACAUAUUUCAUUGAACUUCCUUUACAUUUUCAAUUAAGUGGUUUGAGAGAAAAAUUAAUUAAUAUUUUAACUACUUAAAUUGCAUCCUGCAUUUCCUGGUAGGACAUCAGAGGAAGUAAAGGAGAAAAACAAGAGGAAUCCACCCUUUAUGAUUAAUUUUUCCCAUUGAUCAUGUGACUUUUUCUGCAGCAUGACAGGAUAUCUGAGCACAUUUUGACACACACAGUAAUUCUACCUUCUCUUCAAAUGUUUAAUUUCAAGCUUUAAUUGUGCCUAUAUGACUGUUUGACACUUUGGAGUUAGUUGUUACUUUCUGUAUGAUGAAAAAUCAGUAGUAUUGGUGUUACCAUACAAACCCCAGAGUUUUAUACUGGGUAUUCAUACUGGACAGCUGAUCAUUUAAUGGAUGUCAUGGCAGCCAGUGUG
Molecule: messenger RNA, 4014 nt
Organism: Thunnus maccoyii (southern bluefin tuna)
Lineage: Eukaryota; Metazoa; Chordata; Actinopteri; Scombriformes; Scombridae
Gene: zbtb3
Product: zinc finger and BTB domain containing 3
Exons: 4
Coding region: 185-2089 (634 amino acids)
Biological process (GO): regulation of transcription by RNA polymerase II
Cellular component (GO): nucleus
Molecular function (GO): DNA-binding transcription factor activity, RNA polymerase II-specific; RNA polymerase II cis-regulatory region sequence-specific DNA binding; protein binding
Source: RefSeq, a predicted model, not a curated record